AUGGAAGCUGAGGGAGGAGCGGCGGAGGGCGACCUUGCAGCUUCACCCGGGACGACUGCAGCAACAGCAAGCUGGCCAGCAGGGCCGCCACAGGACAAAAGCGGCAUCAGCAGUGGUGCAGAGGCGCCUGCAGGUCGCACGCUGCCGCCAGCCCCCGUAUCCGGCGCAGGAGCGAGCGCUGAGCCUGGCGCGGAGGCCACAAGCCCGCUGCAGCCGCAAAAUGUGCAGCAGCCUCAGCCACCUGCAGCUGCAUUCUUGGCUCGCUCGCGCCUCAGCAGACACACAGCGGGAUGGGACAGCGGCAGCAACAGCGCCGCAUGCACGCCGCAAGCCGAGCCCCUUGACAGCCUGCGGCCCAGCCCGUUGCCAGACGGCGGCGGUGUGCGCGCCACAUUGGCGGCGCGGGCCUCUGGCGGCCCCGCGACACUCCUGGCUCUUGCGACUGCGGGUGCGGGACGCAGCGCCAACAGCAGCGGCAGCGCCCAACCUUACGGGCUGGCGAGGACAGCCUCCCUGCGGGAGGGCCCUGCCGAGGGCGACGCCAGCAGCAUGGGCGGCGGCGGUGGCGCCAGCUGUAGUGUCGUGCCUCCUCCCCUGCUGGCGCCUCUGCUGCUGCCGCGCUGCGACUCCCCUGGGAGCAUGAGCUUCAGCGGCCUGGAGGCGGGCGCGGGCGGCCCGGGGCAGCUGCUGCGGCUGCACUGUGUGAGCUUCAACAUGAGCAGCGCCAAGCCGCCCACGCCGCUGCCGCCGGCGCUGCUGGGGCUGGACCCUUCUCAGCAGGAGCUGCAGCUGCAGGGGGAGGGCGCGGGCACCGCUGGCGUGCAGGGGUGGUCAGAGGGCGGCGGCACGGGGGCGCCUGACCUGGUGGCAGUCGCGACUCAGGAGUCGUGCAGCCUGCCCGAUUGGGAGCGCAUGGUGGGUGACGCCCUGGGGCCGCGCUACUGCCGCCUGGGCAGCGUCUCCCUGCGCGCCAUCAGCCUCUCGCUCUGGGGCCGCCGCUCCCUGCGGCGCCACGUGCGGCGGCUGCGCGCGAGCAGCGUGGCGACAGGCAUCGGCGGUGUCGUUGGGAACAAGGGCGGCGUGGCGCUGAGCCUGCAGCUGGGGGAGCUGUCCCUGCUCUUCGUAGAGCGCCGCAAUGCAGACUACCACAGUAUACGGACAGGCCUCUUUGCAGGCGGCGGCCUCGCCGCCUCUGCGGCGGGUGCCGCGAUCCCCAUAGGUGGCGCAAGCAUGACGGGCGAAGGGCGCGGCAGCGGCUUUUCUGGGGGCGGCGGGGAGAGCAGCAGCGGCGGGAUGUUCCGUGUGGGCAGCGAGAUGAACCUGGCGCUGCUGUCACCCGGCGGAGGAGGCAGCCUGUCGCCGACGCGGCUGCGGCAGCCGGCCCGAGGGGCCUGGGGCGCGGCUGUAGAAGGCGGCAUUGGUGGUGAAGGACCGGCGGGCAGCAGGCUGGGCCAGGGCUCGUUUUGGGACGAGGCACCGCUGGCGGCGGCGAAUGCAGCCGGGACAGGGGCAUACGCGCAGCAGCAGCAGCAGCAGCAGCAGCAGCAGCAGCAGCAGCAGCAGCAAAAAGGGGAAGGUGACAGCGGCAAGCACGGAUCCCAGGAGGGUUCCGUGCCGUCAGCCAGGGGGAGGGGCGGCCUCUUCAAGCGGCUUGCAAGUGGCGGCAGAGCAAUUGGCGGCGGCGGCAGUGCUGGCAGUGGCGGGGGCCUCUUUGCCCUCCGGCGGCGCAACAGGGUGGCCCCGGCCCCUGACGACCUCUUUGGCCUCCAGCCCCGCGCAGCCAGCUUCCCCAGCAUGCUGCCAGGGGGGCUUGGCGGCGGCGCCAGCGGGAGCUGGGCGUCUCAUCGGGCGGACGGCCUCGGAGCAUCCCUCCGCCGAACUGGCGGCAGCGCGAGGGACCUGCGGGAAUUGGGCGCGCGGUCGGGGCCACAGGGGCUGAGUGAUUCGGGGGUGCCCAGCAGCGGCGCGAGCACGCGGUCAACGAGCGGCGGCGGGUCCUCGAGCGCGUCUGAUGCGGGCGGCUUGGUGGCGCGCUCACGGUUGUCGUUUCUGCUGCCCUUUGGCGCGCUGGCGGGGCCCGCAAUACCCCCUGGCCCUGAUGCCACUGAACAGCAUGAUGCAGUCUUCUGGAUGGGGGACCUCAACUACCGGAUCAAUGGUGGGGGCCGCGUGGUGUCGUACCUGCUGAGGUCACCGCUGGCCGAGGUGCUGCACGCCAACGACCAGCUGGGGCUGCAGCGCCGGAGAGGGGCGGUGUUCGAGGGCUACCAGGAGGGCCGCGUCACCUUCCCCCCGACGUUCAAGUUUGAGCCCGGGCCCAGCGGACGCUACGCGCGGCAGCGCGCCCCCUCCUGGACGGACCGCAUCCUCUGGAAGGCGCGCGGCGACGCGGCGGCGGGUGCGGGCCUCGCGGAUUCCGCUCCUGCGAGCGACGGCGGCAGUGGCUUGCCGCGGCUCGGCGGGGCAGAGGACAGCAGCCGCGCUCUGCCAUUUGCGGUGCGCCAGGCGUACUACGACUCUGUUCCCACAGUGUACAGCAGCGACCACAAGCCGGUGGUGGCGGGGUUUGAGGUGGCGAUGGGGCGCGCCGCGCUGGGGCUGCGCGCGUCAGCCGGGUUCGGGGACGGCGGCGACGACGGGGGGGGCCAGGUGGCGGGCGGCUGCAUCAGCCUGUGCAGCGUCAUGUGA
This is a messenger RNA of Monoraphidium neglectum, 2688 nucleotides long. RefSeq names its product Type I inositol-1,4,5-trisphosphate 5-phosphatase 2. Bases 1 to 2688 code for a protein of 895 amino acids. The transcript is spliced from 6 exons. Gene Ontology annotation, molecular function: phosphatase activity. Gene Ontology annotation, biological process: phosphatidylinositol dephosphorylation. The record is from RefSeq and is a predicted model, not a curated record. Lineage: Eukaryota; Viridiplantae; Chlorophyta; Chlorophyceae; Sphaeropleales; Selenastraceae.